Nematocida major is the source of this 456-nucleotide messenger RNA. Its product is annotated as transcription factor SPN1. Gene Ontology annotation, cellular component: nucleus. The coding region runs from base 1 to 456 and encodes 151 amino acids. The transcript has a single exon. Gene Ontology annotation, biological process: poly(A)+ mRNA export from nucleus. The record is from RefSeq and is a predicted model, not a curated record. Lineage: Eukaryota; Fungi; Microsporidia.
AUGAGCGAAGAGAACAGUGCAGGCAGCACCGGAAAUCUCCAGGCCCAGGAAAUUCUGGCGGAAUUAGACGGAGCAAGCGAGGCUGAUUUUGCAGCGAAUAGAGAAGGAAGACCUGCCCUGUACAAACUAAAUGCACUCUCUUCCGUCUACGGCAAACUCGUAAAAAGAAAAAAACAAGAAGAGCUCUUGGACAUGGGGCUUCUCUCCUCCCUGAAGAAGUGGCUGGAGCCAAUGAGCGAUCACUCCCUGCCGCAUGACGACGUGAAGAAGGCUGUUUUAGAGAUAUUAUACCAUUUAGAGCCGGAAGUUGACCAUCUCCAGGAGAGCAGCAUAGGCCGGAUCGUCCUCUUCUACUCGAAGAACCCGUACGAGAAAAAGGGCAUCCGGAGACUGGCCCGGCAGAUCAGCCUCAAGUGGAUAGAACUCGCCACAGAGGACGAUGCAGAAGGGUACUAG